Messenger RNA from Pimephales promelas (fathead minnow), 807 nucleotides. The record is from RefSeq and is a predicted model, not a curated record. NCBI's taxonomy places the organism in Eukaryota, Metazoa, Chordata, Actinopteri, Cypriniformes, Leuciscidae.
AUGUCGGUGACAGCUCAAGAUGUCAGAAAAGAAAACCCAUUGCUGAUUAAAUUUAGAGCAAAGUUCUACCCUGAGGACGUGGCUGAAGAGCUGGUUCAGGAAGCUACACAGCGCUUGUUUUUCCUCCAGGUGAAAGAGGGAAUCUUGAAUGAUGAUAUCUACUGUCCACCUGAGACGGCUGUUCUACUGGCCUCAUAUGCUGUGCAGAUGAAAUACAGUGACUUCAAUAAAGAAUAUCACAUCCCUGGAUAUUUGAGCAGAGACAAAUUGCUGCCCCAAAGAGUUCUAGAACAACAUAAACUGACUAAAGAGCAGUGGGAAGAUCGAAUUCGGGUGUGGCAUGAACAACACAAGGGCAUGAUCAGAGAGGAUGCAAUGAUAGAAUACUUGAAGAUUUCUCAGGAUCUGGAGAUGUAUGGAGUGAACUAUUUCAGCAUCAAAAACAAAAAAGGAUCGGAGUUGUGGUUGGGUGUUGAUGCUUUGGGACUCAACAUAUAUGAACGCUCAGACAAGCUGACACCUAAGAUUGGAUUUCCCUGGAGUGAGAUACGGAAUAUUUCUUUCAAUGACAAGAAAUUUGUCAUUAAGCCCAUAGACAAAAAGUCACCGGACUUUGUGUUCUAUGCACCUCGUCUGCGCAUUAACAAGCGUAUCCUGGCCCUGUGCAUGGGAAACCAUGAUCUUUACAUGAGACGACGCAAGCCAGACACUAUUGAGGUGCAGCAGAUGAAAGCACAGGCCAGAGAAGAGAAGAACAAGAGACAACAAGAAAGAAUGUCCACAUCCCCCCUUGACACCUCAAACUAA